AUGGAUGGAGCAAGGCCACUUAGGCACUCUACCAGCACAAAUUGGUUACAGAGAGUACAUCAUCAGCCUCUCACAGACGAGAUUCCACAUCCCAAUCGUUUUAGGUGGGGGUGGCUCUGCGCAUCUGGCAGUGAUUAUAAAGCGGUUUUACGAGUUCUAGAUCACUGUUUCACUACCAGCGGUCAUGAAGAAGUUCAGCACAGCAAAGGAUACACCCUUGGCCAUAUAGGAAGACAUAAUCUUGUCAUUUGUCCCCCAAACUACUCCCAAACUUGUCUAUCACUGGAUGCAGAGAAUAUGCAAUUGGCAUAUCCGUCGAUUGAGCAAUUCUUGAUCGUGGGCAUCGCGAGUGGUAUGGCAACCCCAGAUUUAGACGUGCGACUCGGUGACAUUAUCAUUGGUGAACGUGCCUUUUCCUAUGAUGUUCAGACAGGAAUCUAUGGUGAUACAUAUGGUCCGAGAAACGUGGCUUUGGAGCAGACUUGCCGUGCCUUGAACACAAAGAUACUUCUGAGAGAGGGUGGAGUCCAGGACUUUGUCAAAAAAGUUGUUCAGACACAGCCGUCUUGGUUUCAACGGCCCGAGAAUAGAGAUAUUCUCUUUGAGUCAAAUUAUCUGCAUACAAGCUCAUGCAAAUGCCUUGAAGAAGCGACCUCGAACAUCUCCGAAGGAAUCGUGCGACCUGAUCGAUCACCAGAUAAGCUGAUUCAAGUCCACUACGGUACUAUCGCAUCAUUGAGUCAAGACUUGGAAGAUACUCAGCUUAGAGAUUGUCUUUCUUUCGGAAAAAACGUGUUGUGUGUUGACAAGCAAUCCGCCAGUACUAUGGAAAAGGUGAAUUGUCUUCCAGUACUCGGCAUCUGCAAUUAUGGAGACUCUCAUCAAUACGAAUACUGGAACAAUUACGCGUCUCUCACUGCAGUCAUCUGCGCGAAGGAGUUGCUCGAUUGUAUAGAGCUGCUGCCGAUUACAAACACGGCCAAUGGCAUCGAUGGAGAGACCCCUGUAUCUGCUGCCAUCACAAAACCCAUUGACCCAGAAGUCGAUUUGAUCAAUGAGAUAAAAAACGAUCUCAAGAUUGUAGAAGACAAGAUUCAUAAUUGUCACCAGAAGUCAGACGCAGUCUUCAAAUUCGCAAACUGCCGUGACCAAGAUAUUAAGGCCGAAGUGGCAGCCCUCAAGCUUGCCGAGAGGAAGUGCAAGCAAGACCUGGAGGAACUGAGGCAGAAAAUCAAAAAUGAAAUGCAGCAAAACUACGUCUCAAAGCCUGAAUGGAAUACCUUGAAAAAGCGUAUCAGCAAAGACACACAGAGAAUUCGGCUGUCGGAGGUGUCUAUGAAGCUCAUGUGGGGAAUGGCGCAAAUAAUCAGGGCAGCAGGGAAGGCGGUUGACAAAAUGAUGUCCAAACAUGCUGCUGAAAUUCCCGAGAAUGUGAGAAAUGCGGAUUCAUCACCCUCAUCAGGACAAUUCGAUCCUCACAAGGUCAUCCAAUCUUGUCCACGACCCCCCGGGCAGGCAAAUGGAGAACAACUACCUGAACACAUCUCAAAUCAUGAGGAUGAUCAUGAGGGUUCUUUCCCACCAACUUCACCGCAACAUGAAAGCGCCCAAAUAGUACCCAAAUUUUACAGUGUUACCCCUAAAACACCUCAGGGAGCCUUUCUGCAACAUCAAAUCACGAGGUCUGAAUAUCAAUCAAAUAUCUCCUCACCGAUCCUCGAAGGGAAUGGCCUCCUUUCACCAGCAGCUACCAAUUCUCAGACAUCUUUGCCUCACUCACCAAUUAGGAUCUCUACUGAGGGCCGUGACUUCAGCGAACCGAAUCCUCUGUCCAACAAGCCUCAGAAUUGUCCAGACAUGAUAGCGCCAAAGACCAAGCACAUGUGUUGA
Molecule: messenger RNA, 1890 nt
Organism: Aspergillus campestris IBT 28561
Lineage: Eukaryota; Fungi; Ascomycota; Eurotiomycetes; Eurotiales; Aspergillaceae
Exons: 3
Coding region: 1-1890 (629 amino acids)
Biological process (GO): nucleoside metabolic process
Molecular function (GO): catalytic activity
Source: RefSeq, a predicted model, not a curated record